GAUCGGCUGAAUAAUAAUAAUAAUAAUAAUAAUAAAUAAAAAAAGUGCUGUUAAAAAAACAUGCAAUAAAUGGCUCCAAAAACUAGACAAACCACUAAAAAACUCAUCGGAGGUUCAAAAUGCAAGCGAUUUACCAACUUAUAGAGACAUUUAUAGAUACUUUUAUUUCGUACAAUCUGAGUUAAAAAAUAAAUCAAACAUAAUUGAUAAAACCCAACAAGAACUUGUGAAAAUUUGGUUAAAAGUAAAUCCAAAAUUGCCCUUGAUAAAAAGUGAGUCAAUUUAUUUAAAAUUGGUCAAAACAUUUAACACAAUGAAACUUAUUAAUGGAAAAAAGUGCAAAAAAAGACCUCAAGUUGCAGCAUAUAAUGCGUUGGAAAAUCUUUAUGAUAUAUCUAUCUGUAGAUGCAAUUUAGACGAAGUUCCCUGCUAUGAUGAUAAGGUCAAAUGCAAAUAUCUAACCUGCAAUAAUAACCAUUUAGUAUGUGUUUGUCCUCCAGAGUGCAAGAUUCCGCUGGAGGAACGAGAAUACAUCAAAGACCAAAGAUCAAGAAAUGGCACAAAAGGAAACAUUCAGUAGAUUGGAGCUCAGUAAAAAAAGAAAAAAGAAGAGUAGGAAAGUGUUCUAAUGUUAAAGUACCCUCAUAUGAUAAUGGCGAAUCAUCUUUUGAUAUAAAUUUGGAGUCUGAUAUAGAAUCAUCAUCAGAUUCAGAAUAUAAUGAGUCAAUUGCUAUUUCAACAUAUAAUUUAAGAAAGCUGGAUAACUUUGCUUUAGAGUGUGUUCGGUAUGCGAUAUCGAGUGAAGCUGCUGCAGCUCUUGGUAAUGGAUUUUUAAAAGAUCUUGGAGUUAUUACUAAAACUGAUAAAACUGAUGUUUUAGAUAAAAGUAAAAUGAAUCGAGCUAAAAAAAGGGUUUGUCUUCAGUCUGUUGCUGAACACAAUAUCAUAGUGCAAAAUCUAUCAUGUAUUGGAUGUGACAGUAAGGAUGAUAAAGGUAGCCUGGUUUAUAGAAGUAUGUUGCCAGAUAGUAUUAGCAAAAAAAAUAAAUUAAUAGAAAAGGUUUAUCAUCUAAGUUUUACAGUAGAAUCUGGAGAAAUGAAAGGUAGAUAUCUGACACACAAAGAUAUUUUAAAUGCCACAGGAGAAAAUUUAGCGCAGUCUACUUUUGAAGUGUUAAAACAAUACAACAGUGUUGAUUCUUUGUUAGGAAUUGUUUUUGACAUUACAAAUGUCAACACUGGAUAUAAAACUGGCCUUUGUGCUAGCCUUGAAAGAAAACUUGGCAGAACAAUUCAUAAAAUUGGCUGUGCACUUCAUAGCAACGAGUUACCUUUGCGCCAUAUUAUAGAACAGCUAGAUGGCGGUACAAACACUCCGCAAACCUUUUUUGAUGAAAUUGGAAAAGGUGCAGCACAAGACCUUCAUCAUAAACCCAUUGCCAAAUUCGAACCUGUUUUGACUUCUUUAGUUUUUCCAGAAAAUAGUGUGAUCAAUGACUUAAGUUCUGAUCAAAGGUUAUUGCUGGAAUAUGUGUGUGGUAUAAGUUCAGGUGUUGUAAAUCCAGUUUACGCUCAUUAUAAAAUUGGUCCAGUUAAUCAUGCUAGGUGGCUGACAUUAGCAAUACGUAUUUUAGUUUUGCAUUCAAGAACAGAACAACCUACUCCUGUCCUUAAAGAGAAAGUAAAUUACAUACAGACAGAGUAUGGCCCCACAUGGUUUGCUAUUAAAAGAUCAAAGAACUUUACUGAAGCGCCAAAAAUUUUAUACACAACAUUAAAAAAUAUAAAAAAUUUUAGCCAAACUAUACAAGACAUUAUACUACCUGUUGUUUUAAGAAAUGUAAUUAACAAAAUCCCAAAUAUUGGAAAUCUUGAAAUUGAAUGUGACACAUGGGCAGAUCUGCUUUUUGAUGAUAAACUGAUCUAUGAACCUCCUGCUACUAAGAACCUGACUUAUCUGGAACUACUCAAUACAAUUGAAUGUAAACCAGAUCCUUGUGAGCUUGGUUGGGACUUUCCGCUACAUAGUCAGUCUGUUGAGCGUGCUGUAAAGCUUGUUUCUGAGGUUUCAAAAAAAGCCUAUUCUUUACAGAAUAGACAUGGUUUAGCAGUAGGGAAGCAAAAAAGUCUACGAUAUAGUAUCCAUUGUUUUUAA
Messenger RNA from Hydra vulgaris (swiftwater hydra), 2154 nucleotides. RefSeq lists its product as uncharacterized. Lineage: Eukaryota; Metazoa; Cnidaria; Hydrozoa; Anthoathecata; Hydridae. The record is from RefSeq and is a predicted model, not a curated record.